UUCGUCUUCGGGAGCGGGCGCGAAAUCGCUCUCUUCGCCGUCGCGCGCGCCGCUCGCGCGUAUCAUCUUAGCAUCGAACCUGCCCGCGACGCGCAGCAUCCGCUCGCGGACAGUGUCUGUUCGGACGUCGUUCGGAGCAGAGCACCAAGCGCACCGCCGACUCAGCACGCGAGCGCGCGCUCUCGACGCGAGUAAAAGUUUUUCAAGUGCGCUGCGCAUUGUUCCAAACUUUGCAAAUCAAACUUUUAUUAUCACAUCAGUUAAUUACAAGUUGCUCUUCGACCAACAACACAUCCAGCAGAUCAUCACUGACAACUUUAUCAGACAACUGUAUUCUACACGCACGUGUUUUUCAAGCGCACGUGGCUUUUCAACUUGUCUACACAACCCUAAGACGCCUCGAGUGCGAAAUGUGCCACUUGUAUCCUCGGUGCCAGGAGAGGAUUCGGUGAUCCUGCCAGCCGGCCACCCGCAGACUGAACUAAUUUCAGUGCAAUUGUUGUAAACCGCGCCGGAAGCAGAAAAACAGUGUGAAAAUUGAUUUUUUGAAUAAUUUUAUCAACGAAUACUGUGUUUUGUCGCAUCAUUUUGGGAAAAAAGUUAAGAAUCACAAGUGAGGAUUUUGUCGAAGAUUUUCAUCGACGAAGCCUUCAACGCAGGUUGUCUCAUGUAGCAAACAGGGAUUGCACGGCAAAGGCUAGGCCUCGGUGUAUGGUGGUCAUCCUCCCAACGAAAAACCCGCCAUCUUGGAUCAUCUGAAGACAAAACUGAAGCCGAAAAUGUAUUUUAAUAGUCAAAACUUACUCAUGCAUGUGUUGUAAAUCAAGUCAAGUCAAUGCUUGUUGUGUAAACAAUGAUGUCCACUUUGCCCUGCAACCGGUAGAGAUCCCAGAAUCCUUAAUGAACAUUGUGGACCAAUCGCUACCGUCGUGGCUCCGCUACCUGCCCCCGAAACCGCCCUCGUCGUCAUCGCACACGCCGUACCCCGCCGCUUCCAGCCAUCGCAGCGCCGCCGCCGCCGCCAUGAGAGAGAAGGACUCGUCGCCGCGCAAGAUGCUGGUAGCGACGAGCGGUCACAGCAGCCCCAAGCAAGCGGCGGUUUAUCCCCUCUCAGUACGCGUGCCGCCUCCGGAUGACGACGCGCCCUUUGAUCUGUCAUCGCGUAAGAGCGCAGCGUCGCCCGUCCCACGCGGGCCACACAUGUCGCCUGCCAGCCGACCCGCCGCCCAGGAAGAGGCGGAAUAUGAACAGCCACUGGACCUGCGCGUUGAUCACAAGAAAUCCAUACUGCGCGCUGCCGCCGCCGCGCGUGGCCUUGGUAAAGACGAGAAUUCGAACGUGAUUGCAUCGGAGACGGAUAAAAUGGGCGGGACACUGCCGCCCCUGCCGCCUACAGCUCUUGGGCAAGGAUCACUUGGUGUUGGUAACUUCCCAGUGCUUUUCCCACCGCAACCCAUGCAUCCGAUGAUGCUGGAGGCGAUGUAUCGCGCGCAGAGUAAAGUACCCAUACAGUAUCCGCGUUAUCCGCCAUUCCUGCCCACAUCAAUGCUGUCCCCGACGUCUCCGUCGUUUGACCUGCUCCGGGCGCCUACCCUGACACCUGUGAGUAAAUUUGAUCCACCUACACCCACAGCCACUACGAAUCUACCACCCGGAGGCGGUGGGGGUACCGGGGGUAGUGUUGGUGGUAAGGUAAAGGAUCGCUACGCCUGUAAAUACUGCGGUAAGGUAUUCCCACGUUCCGCGAAUCUCACGCGCCACCUCCGGACGCACACUGGUGAACAACCGUACAAAUGCCGCUACUGCGAGCGCUCAUUUUCGAUCUCCUCCAACCUGCAGCGGCAUGUACGCAACAUCCACAACAAAGAAAAACCAUUCAAAUGCCCAUUAUGCGAGCGUUGUUUUGGUCAACAGACUAAUCUAGACAGGCAUUUGAAGAAACACGAAGCCGACGGUCCUACUAUCCUCGAUGAACGCGCGCUCCAGCGGCGCUCGUUCCAAGGACGCGCGCUCAACGAAGAGUCCUACUUCGAGGAGAUCCGUAACUUCAUGGGUAAGGUAACAGAAGGGAGACUGGCGCUGGGCGCGCCGAGUUUCGAGCGGUUGGAAAAACUCGAACGUUUUGAAAAACUCGGAUUGUUACCGAUUAAUCAACUCGCUGGACUUGGAGCCGCCGCGCAGAAUAACAACAACGAUGUGUCCACCAUGAACAACAACCAAAUCAAGGCGGAAAAAGUGGAUGAUAUACCGGAGAAGAUGGAUGCGGAUGCGAAGGAUGUGGAGGUGAAACUCGAGCGGGAUUAUUGCAGUUCGAGAUCAUCGACGCGCUCAUCAAGCGCGGCGUCCAGUCGAUGUGACAGCGUGGAUAAAGAAGAUAAACUUGACCGGAUGGAUGCGAAAGACGACGAGAAUCAGGAUAAUAACAAUGUGCCGAUCACGAUGACGAUGACGACGCGGCGGAGGAAGGCGUCGUGAUCGUGUGUAGGUCUAGCGAGGUAACAAAAAUUCUUUAAAAAAAAUGAUUUUUUACAACAUCAGGGGUGAUUUUUGUUCGGUUUCCUUCACUAUUCGUUAAUUAUUUGUGUCUACACGCGAGGAAAACACUGCGGAUUCUUCCCAGACGACGCACUAAUUAAUUACACUUCUUUCUUGCUUGUUUCAUGUGUUUCUGUUGCAUCUUCGGCAUUUUUUCCCGACCGCUUACGUAUGAAAACGUAACGUUUUCCACUUUUAACGAGUCGCUUUAAUUGCCGGCGUGAUUUCUGCGAUUUCUUCGAUUCCCCGGACAGUUACGGCUAAUUAAUUGCCGUAUAACUCGCCGCUGACAUUUAAAGCGCUAAACGGCGAGUAAAAACAACAAUUAAUUGAUUAUCGCAUUCGAUCGCCGGCAGUGUGCGCUUUUCAGCCGCGUUUUCGCCGCCUAAAAUUUAUCCGCGCGCGCUGUGCUCGCCGCGUCUCUUGGGUGGAAGAUGUUGAGAUUGAGAAACUUAUGAUUUAUGUGCGCGCCGCGCGCGCGGUUAAUUCGCUCGGGCCGCUCGUUAGCGAUAUAAACAUGUCACAUUUGACGCCAACGCGCCGCCGCUCUUUAACGAGGCAUUAAAUGGUCGCGCGCGCGCGCCGCGAUCGAAAAUUGAUUCGAAAAGAUUCAUGAGUGUCGCCAGCGCCGAGGACAAAUUGAUCUCUAAUAUAUUAUUACCAUUCGAAUGCGCGAGUUGUGAGUUGUGUGUUGUUACGCUGUGCGUUAACAUUGAAUCACUUCGCUCUCGUUUUCGACCGGCUCGGGCGGACUUAAUUGAUGCCCGCCGUAUUGUUCUCGGCGCGCGCGCUGAUGCAAAUUGCAAUGCGCAAGAAGCCCGCCGAAGACGCGCGCCGCGCACAACAAUGUCGAAAAUUGAAUGCAAGGUCGCGGCGCGGGCGCUCCAAUUCUCAGCGGCUCAUUCAUCGCGCGGUGUUUCGCGGUGCUCGUUAAUAACGGCAUAAUAGCGCUAAUAACCGCACGCCGCAAGACAAUACACGUGGAUUACCU
Molecule: messenger RNA, 3526 nt
Organism: Dalotia coriaria
Lineage: Eukaryota; Metazoa; Arthropoda; Insecta; Coleoptera; Staphylinidae
Product: transcription factor hamlet-like
Exons: 3
Coding region: 811-2475 (554 amino acids)
Source: RefSeq, a predicted model, not a curated record